Linum tenue is the source of this 1929-nucleotide messenger RNA. NCBI's taxonomy places the organism in Eukaryota, Viridiplantae, Streptophyta, Magnoliopsida, Malpighiales, Linaceae. The record is from the annotation of a GenBank genome assembly.
GUAUCAAAUAAUUCUCUUCCCUUUACACGUAAGGCUAGCUAAAUCUCAUAUAUAAUAAAUAUGUGGAUGGUGAGUAAAAGCAAACCAAGAAAAUCAGAGAUGAGAGAACCAUCAAUAAUGGCGUAUCUCCCACUGUCAAGAGCCGCGCUCCUUCUUCUGUCUCUUUAUCUUCUUGGUCAUCAUGCCGUUUCAUCUACAACGACGUCGGGCGCCAGCAGUGUGCCGGCCACUACAUUCGGCGACGAUGUCCCGCCGGCCAACCGUUCAAGUUUCCCGGCGGGCUUCCUCUUCGGGUCGGCGUCCGCUUCUUACCAGGUUGAAGGCGCGGUAGCUGAAGGUGGGAAAGGACCUACCAAUUGGGAUGUUUAUACUGCCAAAUAUCCAGAGAGGAUAGCCGAUCGUAGCAACGGGAACGUGGCCGUCGAUGGGUAUCAUCGUUACAAGGAAGACAUUGCAAUCAUGAAGAGUUUAGGGUUUAAUUCCUAUAGAUUUUCAAUCUCAUGGGCUCGAAUAUUACCGAAUGGGACGAUUGGUCGAGGUGUGAAUAAAGAAGGGAUCACAUAUUACAACAAUUUUAUCAACGAGCUCCUGGCUAAUGGCAUUAAACCUUUUGUAACCAUUUUUCACUUCGACCUCCCUGAAGCCUUGGAAAAACAAUAUGCCGGAUUCCUUAGCCGUAAAAUUGUGAAAGAUUUCGUUGCAUAUGCGGAUCUUUGUUUCAAGCACUUUGGAGACCGAGUUCAACACUGGGUCACAAUCAACGAGCCUCUGUCGCUCGCUUUGUUUGGCUAUGCCCAGGGGACGUUGGCGCCUGGCCGAUGCUCGAAAUGGAUGAACUUGAACUGCACUGGAGGAGACUCAGCCACCGAGCCAUACAUAGUCGGGCACCACCUCCUUCUUUCUCAUGCCGCCACCGUCAAAUUGUACAGAGAGAAAUAUCUAGCAACACAAAAGGGCAAGAUCGGCACUGCCCAAGUGAUACAGUGGCUUCUUCCUCUCUCCGAUUCUAAGAAAGAUCACGAAGCUAGGCAACGGAGAAUAGAUUUCACGCUUGGAUGGUUUCAGGACCCAUUGGCCACCGGAGACUAUCCGCCGUCGAUGAGAGCUAAUGUGGGGAAACGAUUGCCCAGAUUCUCGAAAGAGGAAGCCAAGAUGUUGAAAGGCUCUGCCGAUUUCGUGGGGUUGAACUACUAUACAUCUUACUACGUUUUCAAUGACCCUCCUCCUUCUAAUGCUCUCAAGAGCGCUACGACGGAUUCUCAUACCAAUUUUUCACCCACGAAGAAUAAUGUCGACAUCGGGCCAAAGGCAGGGAUAAUUUGGCAGUACAUUUACCCCAAAGGUAUUCGAGAUGUUGUUCUCUAUGCAACAAAGAAGUACAAUAACACGCCUAUUUACAUCACCGAAAAUGGCAUGGGGGAGGUCAAUAAUGAUACCUUAAGCAUCAAGGAAGCUCUUAACGAUACCCUGAGAGUCUUUUUCUAUCGUGAGCAUAUAGCAUAUCUCAACAGUGCAAUCAAGGAUGGUGCAAAUGUGAAAGGGCAUUUUGCUUGGUCAAUAAUGGACAAUUUUGAAUGGGCGGAGGGCUAUACUAUUCGAUUCGGUAUCAAUUUUGUGGACUACAAAAACGGGCUAAAAAGAUAUCCUAAACAAUCCGCCGUAUGGUACCGUAACUUCUUCAAGAAUUAGUCAUGAUCUAUCGACUUUCACAGUUGCUGUUCCUUUGUUUAACUUUUUUCCGAGAAGAUAUAUCCUACGAGAGAUAUGAGUAUGUUCCUUUUUCAAUAAAAUUAUCUAUCAAGUUUCGUUUAUCUUAAUACUCUCAUACUCUUGUCACUCACCUUAUAUAUAAUCUCUCAAUAGUACUUUUAGCAAUAAUGCAGUAUGUAUGUACAUAGCUUUUGUUGAAAAAUGUGUUCAUAAUCAUCU